UAGUCGAAAACAAGAGUGGCUCCAAGCUGUCCGUAACACCGAGCAGAGCGGAUUAAAGUCCCGCAGAGAUGGCAGGGGAGUCCGAGGACGAGGUCCCAGAAUCAGGAGCAGUUUUCACUUUUGGAAAGAGCAAAUUUGCCGACAACGUGCCGAGUAAAUUCUGGCUGAAAAACGACGUGCCAUUAAAGAUUGCGUGUGGGGACGAACACACUGCCUUAAUAACAGAAAAUGGGAAACUCUUCAUGUUUGGCAGCAACAACUGGGGUCAGCUGGGUCUGGGGUCCAAAGUGACUGUGAACAAGCCGACUUGUGUCAAAGCUCUGAAGAGUGACAAAGUGGAGUUCGUGGCGUGUGGAAGAAACCACACUCUGAUCUCCACAGCUCAGGGGAAAGUGUUGGCGUCCGGUGGGAACAGUGAGGGUCAGCUGGGGCUCGGUGACUGUGAGGAGAGGACCACCUUCCAGAGGAUCUGCUUCUUCGACUCACACGGACCAAUCAAAAUGCUCGCUGCCGGGUCAAACACUUCGGCUGCUCUCACAGUGAGCGGGAAACUGUUCAUGUGGGGCGACAACACGGAGGGUCAGAUCGGUUUGGGGAAGGAAAGCCACGCCUCCUCGCCACAGGAAGUCAAUGUGGGACGACCAAUCAGCUGGGUCUCCUGUGGAUACUACCACUCCGCCUUCGUCACAGUUGAUGGCGCUCUGUACACGUUUGGCGAGCGUGACAGCGGUAAACUGGGUCUGGGCACCGAGCAGCUGUCCCGACACCGAGUCCCUCAGCUGGUGAAGAGCAUCAAGGAGCCGGUGAUCCAGGUGGCGUGCGGUGGCGGACACACGGUGGCGCUCACAGAGGACGACGUCUUUACGUUUGGCCUGGGUCAGUUCGGACAGCUCGGUCACGGGACGUUCAUAUUCGAGUCGCGUCUGCCACGGCCGGUCGAGCACUUCAAGAAGGGCCGAGUGUGUCAGGUGACCUGUGGAGAGAACCACACGGCCGUCAUCACAGACGGCGGUUUGUUGUACACGUUUGGAGAUGGCAGACACGGGAAACUGGGCCUGGGAGAAGAAAACUUCACCAACCAGUUCAAACCCACUCUGUGUCCACGCUUCCUCAAGUACCACGUUCACGCCGCGCCGUGCGGUGGCUGCCACAUGGUGGUGCUGGCCCGUCCACGGGGGGAGAAUGGUGCCAACCUGACUCUGGAGGAAGGAGACGUGACAGAAGAUUACCUGGAGAGGCCCUACGUGGAGCUGCUGGGGGACACGUCGGACUGCUCCACCCUGCAGAGGAGCCUCUCUGCUCGGGUCCGCCGCAGAGAGAGGGAGAGAUCUCCGGACCAGUUCGGCUCCAUGUUCCGCACGCUGCCCGCCAUGAUGCCUGGCUACCUCCACCCGCCAACGCCUGUCUCCACCACCUUCCCGCCCAGACUGCCUCCACCCGAGCUGACCCACAGACAAGUGCUGAACGGCUCCCAUCAACACAGGAGAGCAGGGUCACUGCACCAGGAGCAGCCCGGUGUCGAGGCAGACGGCAUUGUGGAGAGCUUGACAGACAGCGACAGUGUGAAAGGUCUGGGAGAAACCUCAGACUUCCUGAACAUGACACAUGUGAUGAAGAUGGACCCUGCUGAUAAAUCUCUCACUCUGUCUCCAAUUAACAAGAGGAAGGGUAAGCACGCUAAGACCACUAGAGGGCAGAUAAAGGAGAGUAAGUUCAUGAAGCAGAGCAAUUUUUCUUCUGGUAAGAGUCAGGACGUGUCUCCUCGCCGCAGCGCGCGCUCUCUGUCCUCUCAGAGUCCACAGAGACCCAGAACAGAGAGCGUGAUCCUGGCCAUGGAGGAGCUGCACGGGAAAUCCAUUAAAAACAAACCCAGCGUCACAGACAUCAGGAGGGCGGCGUCCAAACAGCGGCUCCAGACGGCUCAGGAGGAAGGCCGGCUGAUUGAGGUGGGCAGCACGCCGAGAGAGAGUCCUAAAACCAGAAAGACGGGUUCAGCUGUCAAAAGUGAAAGCAAAACGAUGGCGGUGCAGAGUCAGCUUGCAGCGAGCCCUCGACUGCUCACCAGAUCUGAAAAACAAUCAAAGAGCGAGAACUCUUUUUCUAAAAAGUCCAAAAACGAGAAAAACCAGAAAGAGGCUCAGUCCAAAAAAUGGACAGAGAAAGAGCUUGGCAUGGUCGCCGGAGCAGCCUCUCUGGCAGCAGGCGCGUUGUUGAUGCAUGAGGUUACUGCAGUGAGCUCGCCAUCGCCAUCCGAGAGCAGCCGCCACGUCCUGAAAGACCAGGAGUCUGAAUCCUACGCCGCAGAUUUAAGCAACAAGUCUGUUGUCAGCAUCAACAUCAUACCAGAGAGUCCUGAUGCCGGGACGAGUCAGGACGAGGAGGAGGAGACGAGUCUGAACAAGGAGGAGACGAGCCGGAACAAGGAGGAGACGAGUCAGGAGGAAAAGGAGACCAGUCAGGAUGAGGACAAGACCAGUCAGGAGGACGAGGAGGAGGACGAGGAGGAGGACGAGGAGGAGGACGUGGAGGAGACGAGUCGGAACAAGGAGGAGACGAGUCAGGAGGAAAAGGAGACCAGUCAGGAGGACGAGGAGGAGGAAGAGGAGGAGGAGAGUCGGCAUGAGGAGGAGACAAGUCAGAAGGACGCGGGGGUGAAGAGUCUGGACAAGAAGGGGAUGGGCCAGGAGGUGGAGGAGAAGGAAGAAGAGGAGGCGGAAGAGGAGGAAGAGGAGGAGGAGGAGGAGGAGAAGAAAGGUCAGAGAAUGAGUGCAGAUGUGAGUGAGGAGGAGGAAGAGGAUGAGGAUGUCAGUCACAGUGUGGAGAAAGUAACAGAAGAAGAAGAAGAGGAGGAGGAUGAAGAGGAUGAAGACACUCUUCAACCAGAGGACGAGUCAGAAAGUGACGAAGAAGAAGGGGGGGAGCAGGAGGAAGAGGAGGAGGAGGAAGAGGAAGCAAUCGGCACGGCAGCAAGUGAAAGUGAAGACGAGACUGAAUCAAAAGACAGCAAAGCAGGAGAAGCAGAAGAGGAGGAGGAGGAAGAGGAGGAGGGUUCGAGUCACGAGACAGACAACAAAGACUCUGACACUGAGGAAGAAGAGGAGGAACAACAGGAGGAGGAGGAGGGUUUGGAAAGUGAAGGUGAGGAAGAGGAAGGUGAAAGUGAGACUUCCAGGGCUUCAGAGAGAGAGGAGAGUGAGACAGAGGGAGGGGAAGAGGAGGAGGAGGAGGAGGAGGAGGAGGAGGAGGAGGAGCAGAGCAGUGAGGAAGAAGAGGGUGAAAAUGAGGAGGAGGAAGAGGAGGAGGAGGAAAAAGAGAGUGAAGAAGAGGAGGAGGAAGAGGAGGAUCAAAACAGUGAGGAGGAGGAGGAGGAGGAGGAAGAAGAGGGUGAAAAUGAGGAAAGUGAGGAAGAGGAGGAGAGUGAGAAAGAAAAGGAGGAGGAGGAGGAGGAGGAGGAGGAGGAGGAAAAAGGUAGUGAUGAGGAAGAAGAGGCAGAGGAGGAAAAAGAGAGUGAAGAAGAGGAAGAGGAGGAGGAGGAGGAGGAGGAGGAAGAGGAGGUUGUGAAAAAGAAAAAGUCAUCUGAAGUGAAAAAAAUGAGAUCUGUCAGUCAGCAGAGGUCCGGGGUCAAAGGUCAGGCAGCAGACGAAGCUGAGGAGUUCUGGGACGACGUGCUGCCACAGUACCUCAACCUCAAAUAACUGAGAAGGACUAAAUAAUAUAACAUAUUAUAACAAUAUAAUCACAUAAAUAAUUUAACCCUUUGGGCUCUCUUAAAUUUACUACCCUUUCAGGCCAUUCGGGCUGAAAAUGUCCACUUCCAAAAAAACGCAAUAAAAACUUUACAGAUUUAUAUUUUUUCUUCUUUUUUCUGCAUAAACCUCUUAAACAACUUCCGCCCUGCUCAAAACUACCAAACAUUCAGAGAUUUUGAGGAUUUUAACACUUUAAAUGCCAGUUUGAUUGCACGAUGUCACUGAUGUUUUAUAGGAAAAGAAAGACAAAAUUGUAGUUAUUUUCCACAAAAUAUUUUUUUGGGGGCUGGGGCAUUGAUUUUUAUCACAGCCUUGGAUAUGUCAAAGAUUAGCAACAAAAUUGAUUUUAAUGCAUUUUUAGUUUUUGUGUCGUGUCAGAUUUAAAAUGUAAAAACCCCUUUUUGGCCACUUGAUGGCAGACAUGUCCACUUCUAAAUGAUGCUUUAAAAAUAUUACUGAUGUAUAUUUUUUUCAACUUUUUUGGUUUAAAUCUUUCAAUCAACUUCAGUCCUGAUAAAAACUCAUCUCAUUUGACUCAUAUCAAAUAUUCUUUUAUUUUCAGGAUUUUAACACUUAGCCCUAAAGGGUCAAAUAAGUUUUUUUCUUUCAGAAUAGUGGAAAUAUUUUAUAUUUGACUGUUUUGUAGAUUUCUCCUAAAUUCACUAAAGGUUUGGCUUCAAAUGGUGAUUUCUAUUAAGAAUGUAUAAAAACUUUUAAAGGCCGUUUUCUCAAAAUUAGUUUUUUCUAAUGCUCUGAGCCAUAAAUCUCAACUUCAGCUCCACUUACAGGCACCAAACUUACCAGUUUUAUUCCUAACUAUAUUCUGAAGGUUUUUACUGAGGGGUUUUUCUAUAUAUCAUACAUACCCUGAUUUAUACAACAUUUUGUUCCUAAAAACAUGACAAAAAUGUAUUUUUUAUGGAUUUAGUCAGUAUUUUCUGAUGUAUGAAAUGAUAAAAGGAAAAAACUUUGAAUCUUUUACAUCAACAAAAUAAAAAAAUUACGUUGAAAUGUGCUUUAUCCAAUGCUCAGAUUUAAUGAGCCCACACCUCAUUUGCAUAUCUAAACAUACAAUUUUAGAAAACUUGUAAUGCAAAACAUGUUGUCUUAAUGUAAAUUACAAACUUGGGAACUUUCAUGGUGAUAUCUACUAUAUGCUAAAAAAAUACCCUAUUCACAUAUAUAGAUAUAAUAUAUCUUUGAAACAUAAAAAGAAAAAUAAAUUCCCAGCUUUUAUCACAGAUGAUCUCAGAACUUUUAGAGGUUAAACUCAAAUUAUCAAAAGUAGUUUGUUUUUGUAUUUUUCAAUCAAAUGAAAUAUGCAUUUUAUAGUUUUACACUAGUAUCUGAGUUGGUUGUUGUGCACUCCCGGUGCCUUUACUGCUCAUUUUCAUUUCAUUAUCUCAUUCAUUUCUCAUGUGUUUUAUUUUUCUUUUCUGUUUUCUUCUGAUAAAACGUUUGCUUUUAAAGCUUUUGUUUACUUCUUUCUUUGGCAGCUUUUCUCUGCAGCUCUGCUCACGAUGAUGUCAUCAGGACAUUUUAUAUUCUGACCAGCUGCUUUAAUUACAAUUUUCACACUUUUAUUGUUCCUCUUUUUACUUGUUUCAGUGUUUCUGUUUCAAAUAAAUAUUUGUUUUUUAUUUCAUUCAUUUUGUUGUUUGUGUUGUUUUUUUAGUGAUAACUUUUAACAAAUUGGAUCUCAUACUAAUAUUAUACACUGUACCACCAAAUGUGUAAACAUAAAAAAGGUCACAAUUUGAUAUAUUAUCAAAUCCACACAUUUUUAUUUAUUUUUUUAUUUAUAUUGCUGCAACCAAUAUCUAUUAUUUCUUCAUUAUUGUUAUUUUUUAUUCAUCUCUCCUUUUUUUCUUUUAAACAGAUUGCUUUUUUUUAAUAAAUGACAGGAAACAGAACCCAGAGUGAUGUUUUGCAGAGCAAUGAUCGAUAGGAUUAGUAUUAAAUAAAGAUACAAAUCAAAAAUAGCAGCAAAAGUUUACAUGCAACUGAGAAAAUCAAAUAACUGUCUGAACGUGUCCUCCUCCUCA
Molecule: messenger RNA, 5794 nt
Organism: Centropristis striata (black sea bass)
Lineage: Eukaryota; Metazoa; Chordata; Actinopteri; Perciformes; Serranidae
Gene: rpgrb
Product: retinitis pigmentosa GTPase regulator b
Exons: 14
Coding region: 69-3695 (1208 amino acids)
Biological process (GO): protein ubiquitination; visual perception; ubiquitin-dependent protein catabolic process
Cellular component (GO): photoreceptor outer segment
Molecular function (GO): ubiquitin protein ligase activity
Source: RefSeq, a predicted model, not a curated record